UCCCCAGAUACUCAGAUAGCCAUUUAUUAUAAAAAAAAUAGUCAAUGGAUAAAUAAUCAGCUGUUUCUAGUUUUCGCUUAUAAAAUGUCUAAUAUCGCCAAAUAUUUGGCCUUAGAUAAAGUAGCCAACUUCUUUAACAUAAUUAAACAGAAUGGUGGGAUUCGAGGCUCCUUGUUUAAACUUUACAGGCAAGAUGAAUUGAAAGAUGGACAACUUGUAGGCGAGGAUAACUAUGGAAACAAAUAUUUUGAGAACCCGCGUUACUUCUAUGGAAGAAAUCGCUGGGUGGAGUAUUCUGAUAAAUUUUACAUGAACUAUGAUGGAAGUCAGGUGCCCGCAGAAUGGUUUGGAUGGCUUCAUUACAAAACUGAUUUACCCCCACAUUUGGACCCUAACAGGCCCAAGUACAAAUGGAUGCUAGAUUGGAAUGAAAACCUGUCCGGAACUACGGGUCAGUACACUCCAUACAGCACAACACGGCCGAAAAUUGAGGCAUGGCAACCCAAGCCAAAAAGCAGCGUUUAAAAAUUAACUAACAAUAAACAAAAUGGCGGUUUAUUUCAAAAUGUUACACACACAUUUAUAUAAAUAGGACAGAACAUUAGAAAAGAUUAAGAAUGUACAUGUGAAUAGACGUUUUUCUAGAAUUUUAUGUUUAAGUAGAAAUUGAUCAAUAAAAUGUUUUAGUUAUCUAA
Molecule: messenger RNA, 695 nt
Organism: Leptidea sinapis
Lineage: Eukaryota; Metazoa; Arthropoda; Insecta; Lepidoptera; Pieridae
Gene: ND-B17.2
Product: probable NADH dehydrogenase [ubiquinone] 1 alpha subcomplex subunit 12
Exons: 4
Coding region: 85-525 (146 amino acids)
Biological process (GO): response to oxidative stress; mitochondrial respiratory chain complex I assembly
Cellular component (GO): membrane
Source: RefSeq, a predicted model, not a curated record